This is a messenger RNA of Bradysia coprophila, 1657 nucleotides long. RefSeq lists its product as uncharacterized. The record is from RefSeq and is a predicted model, not a curated record. NCBI's taxonomy places the organism in Eukaryota, Metazoa, Arthropoda, Insecta, Diptera, Sciaridae.
AUUCAGUUUUUCUUGAAUCAUCCAAUAAAACAGAUGGGAAAUCAUCAAUUGGUUGUGCUGAAGUUAAAAGUUAAAACUGUAUCUUGAACUGUAAAUUGUUUUUUUUUUUUUGAUUUUCCGAUUUUUUAAAUCCUCUCGCAGCUAUGAACAAUAUUUUCAUUGUCAUUUUUAAAAUUCUGUUAUAUUCGAUUGUUUUAAUCUAUUUCUCGUGACGAAAUUGUGGUGUUUGAUUGCAUUGAAUAUCAAGUCCAGUAACUACACGACGAUGAAGGGUUAGUAGGGUGAUGGCAAAUUUUUGUCACGAUCAAUACGAUCAUCCACUACUUUGGUGUGAAGACAAGCGACGGGCUGAAGAACGAAGAGUGGCUAAAGAAAGUUUGGCAUUGGUAAAACAUCGAAAAGAAAUUGAGCAAGCUAAAAAAAUACGGGAUCGCAAUGAGUAUCGUGAUAUGAUUGUGAAGCAUUGUCCAUGGGGACGUCCAGGCGGAGGUGCACCAAACGAACAAAUUAGACGAGGAAAUAUUUUACUGGAAGGACUUUAUCCGGAAUCAGGAAACGACUGUAGAAAGUACAUUCUACCGCCGUGUACCAAAGUAAAUAAAAUUGGUGGCGGAGGAGCGCCAUUACGUAGUGCUUCCGGUCGGAUAUUAACACAAUUUAGAGAUGAUCCAAAUAUAUGCUUCAGCGAUUCAAUGAGAAAUCACGUAGAUAUCGAUCUGCGAUACAAAUCAUCGCCGAAAAAUAAAAUGACAUACAAGAUGCAAUUAGAUAAAAUCAUAGCUGAAAAGGAGAAAAUGAACCAAAGAAGAAGUUCAGAUCUGCUUAAACAUGAUCCAUGGGGGAAAGCUGGUCCUGGUGGCGCUCCAUGGCGGAAUCCUAGGGAAAUAGGACAGUCGUUCAUGAAGUCUAUGGGAUGGACAGAUAAAAAUACGCUUCAAUCCCUUGACACUGAAAAUAAAAAGAUGACUCCGCCUGACAUACAACCAAAGAACCAUGAGUCAAUACGUGAAAAUCCAGAACACUCAAAACCAUCAACGAUGCAUGAAACAAGCACUUCAAUAAUUCCACAAAACUGUUGUUGUCACAACUGUUGCUGUGGCUGUGGUACUAAAUUUUAUCCCAACAAAACAUCACCGAGAAACGAAAAUCAAAGUCCGAACAAAAAAUGUGGCAAUCCCCAAGAUUAUGACGGAAGCAAUCAGAAGCACAAAAGCAAAAAAUCGUCGAAUAAUCAGAAGAGUAAAUCGAGCGGGGAAAAAGAGCGACCGCCUCGGAUAAAACGACUAUGUAUGCUGAACGGUGGUGUGGAAUUGGUGCCGCUAUUAGCUCGUCGCAGAGCCAUGCAACGUCCAGUCAAUUUGUCUACAACGGAUGUGACUAAAAAUCCAAAUGCCAAUAAGUUGGAAGAAAAGGAUCACCUCAAUGAACUUUGUAGACAAAUCAACCAAAAGCAGCGUAGAAUUGAGAUCAACAAAGAAAUCGAUAAACAGUCGAGCCAGAAUCACUUCGAGAAUCUGGAUUCAUUUUGGGGUCGUCCGGGACAUGGGGCACCAAAGUCAACCAGAAACAAAUUAAAUUUGAACGAUCUACUUUAUCGGGUUCCAUUUAAAGCAGAAUUUGUUCUCUAAAUUUACAUUUGAUUUGAUCGUACACAGCA